Cantharellus anzutake is the source of this 546-nucleotide messenger RNA. RefSeq lists its product as uncharacterized. The record is from RefSeq and is a predicted model, not a curated record. Lineage: Eukaryota; Fungi; Basidiomycota; Agaricomycetes; Cantharellales; Hydnaceae. The transcript has 2 exons. Bases 1 to 546 code for a protein of 181 amino acids.
AUGAUGAUGCAACGCUGGGAGCCUGGCAUUGAGCCUACACAUUGGUGGCAGGUUCCAAAUCACCAUGAUCAUGUAGGAAAUGCAAUGUCAGCGGAUGCCAGCAAUGUUUCAACUCCCCCUUCAAUGCCAGCUCUAAAAAAGGAAUCACCAAUAUGGGAAGCAUCCCCUCAGGGUUGGCUGGAAAAUAUCGCAGAGCCCACUCCUUCGGGCCCAGACACUGCUCUGUCCCCUGCACUGUUGCGGUCAGCUUCCCGAAAGCGGGCCAAGAGAGCAUUACGAAAUCCGCAAAAGCAAGUUGCAUGGCUCCAUUGGCACCGCAAUGUAAUACACAAAGCAGUGGAAAUCUAUCUAGGUCUAGAGGCAAAGAAGGCAGGACAUGUGCCCCUUGCCACCCCCAGCGAGACGUUGUAUGAUAGAAACGGAAAACUGCAAACACCAGCAGCAUCGCUGUGCUCCCACUGCAAUACAUCUUUCCAGUUUCAUUCACUCAUGAUGAUCGCAUUCUCAGCAUCAUCCAGUCUGGCUACUUUCCAGGGUCACCUGUAA